CCAGGAAGUCCCUCCCCUCCACAAACUCUCUUCUGUGGAAACUAAACUGAUCUGAAUCUCUUUGUCGUCUGUCUGUGUGAGAGUGAACAACCGUCCAAAUGGCUCAGCAGGGAGUUCUGCUGGACCAGGACCAGUUCUGUUGUUUUGUCUGUCUGGAUCUACUGAAGGAGCCGGUGGUUAUUCCCUGUGGACACAGUUACUGUAGGAGCUGUAUUGAGGACUGCUGGGAUAAGGAUGUUGAGCAAGAGGUCUAUAGCUGUCCUCAGUGCAGAGAGAACUUCACUCCAAGGCCUACUCUGAGGAAAAAUAACAUUUUGGCUGAGCUGGUGGAGAAACUGAAGAAGACAGGACUCCAAGCUGCUCCCCCUCCUGCUCUGUGCUGUGCUGGAGCUGGAGAUGUGACAUGUGAUGUCUGCCCUGGGACCAGAAAGCAGAAAGCCCUCAUGUCCUGUCUGGCAUGUGUGGACUCUUACUGUGAGACUCACCUCAAACCUCACUAUGAAUCUCCUGCUUUCAAGAAGCACAAGCUGGUCAAAGCCACCGCACAACUACAGGAGAAGAUCUGCUCUCAUCAUGGUAAUCUGCUGGAGGUUUACUGUCGUACCGAUCAGCAGUGUAUCUGUCUGCUGUGUGUGAUGGAUGAACAUAAAGGCCAUGAUACAGUGUCAGCUGCAGCAGAGAGGACUGAGAAACAGAGGCAGCUGGGGAUGAGUCAGCAGAAGGUCCAGCAGAGAUUCCAGGAGCUCCAACAGGCUGUGGAGUCUUUCAAGCGCUCUGCACAGGCAGCAGUGGAGGACAGUGAUCAGAUCUUUACUGAGCUGAUCCGCUCCAUUGAGAGAAGGAGCUCUGAGGUGAAGGAGCUGAUCAGAGCCCAAGAGAAGGCUCAAGUGAGUCAAGCUGAAGGACUCCUGGAGCAACUGAAGCAGGAGAUGAGGAAGAGAAGCACUGAGCUGGAGCAGCUCUCACACACAGAGGAUCACAUCCAUUUCCUCCAGAGUUAUCAGUCUCUCUCCAGUAUCAGUGUAUCUUCAGACUUACCCAGCAUCGUUGUCAGUCCUCUUCAGUACUUUGGAGAUGUGAGUAAGACUGUGUCUGAACUGAGAGAGAAACUAGAAGACUUCCUUAAAGGAGAAUGGACCAAGAUCUCCACUACAGUGAAUAUAGUGGAUGUUUUACUGCCUCCAGAGCCCAAGACCAGAGAACAGUUGUUACAAUAUUCCUGUCAGCUCACACUGGACCCAAACACAGCAAACACACUCCUCUCUCUGUCUGAAGGGAACAGAAAGGUGACCUGUACAGACAAAGACCGAACAUAUCCUGACCAUGGAGACAGAUUCACCAAACAGAGGCAGGUUCUGUGUAGAGAGGGUCUGUCUGGUCGCUGUUACUGGGAGGUGAAGUGGACUGGUGAUGUUUAUACAGCAGUCUCAUAUAAAGACAUCAGCAGAACAGGGUCAGGUGGUGGAUUUGGACACAAUAACAAGUCCUGGAGUUUACAGUACGAUAGAGGUAGUUAUUGUUUCAGACACAAUAAUGUUUUGACUAAAGUAUCAGGCCCUCAGUCCUCCAGAGUAGGAGUGUACCUGGAUCACAAGGCAGGUACUCUGUCCUUCUACAGUGUCUCUGACACAAUGACCCUCCUCCACAGUGUCCAGACCACAUUCACUCAGCCCCUCUAUCCUGGGUUUAGGCUCUAUGGUACUGCUGAGCUGGUUAACCUCUUAGUGACCCCUUGGAGAUAGUAUCCCGUUAACGGACAAAAUAGCAGGGCGAGGAAUUCAAAACUACAAAAAUCUCAUAAUUCAAAUUUCUCACACAUACAAGAUUUAUACACCAUUUUAAAGAUAAGAUUCUCGUUAAUCCAACCACAGUGUCUGAUUUCAAAAAGGCUUUAUGGCGAAAGCAAAACAUUAGAUUAUGUUAGGACAUCACCUUGA
This is a messenger RNA of Salmo salar (Atlantic salmon), 1937 nucleotides long. Its product is annotated as tripartite motif-containing protein 16. Gene Ontology annotation, molecular function: protein binding; zinc ion binding. NCBI's taxonomy places the organism in Eukaryota, Metazoa, Chordata, Actinopteri, Salmoniformes, Salmonidae. The record is from RefSeq and is a predicted model, not a curated record.